GCCGCCCCCGCACUGUGCGGGCGACAUGGGGGCGUCCGGCCGCGCGCUCCUGUCCCGGCUGUCCUGGGACCUCGGUCCUCGGCGGUUUUUCAGUUAUGGAACAAGAAUACUGUAUCAGAACAUGGAAGCUCCCCAGUCUAAAUUCUUCCAACCCCUUAAGAAACCUAUGUUACCACCUAAUACUUUCAAAGGAAAAGUGGCGUUCAUUACUGGUGGAGGUACUGGUCUUGGCAAAGCAAUGACAACUUUCCUGUCUAACCUGGGUGCUCAGUGCGUGAUUGCUAGCCGGAAGAUUGAUGUUUUGAAAGCUACGGCAGAAGAAAUUUCUUCUCAAACUGGAAAUAAGGUCCAUGCAAUUCAGUGUGAUGUGAGGGAACCUGAUAUGGUGCAUAAUGCUGUGAAGGAACUGAUCAAAGUCGCAGGACAUCCUGAUAUUGUGAUAAAUAAUGCAGCAGGGAAUUUUGUUUCCCCCACUGAAAGACUAUCUCCUAAUGGUUGGAAGACUAUAACUGACAUAGUUCUAAAUGGCACAGCAUUUGUGACUCUAGAAAUUGGAAAACAGCUAAUUAAAGCACAGAAAGGAGCAGCAUUUCUUGCUAUUACGACCAUCUAUGCUGAGUCUGGGUCGGGUUUUGUGGUACCAAGUUCUUCUGCCAAAUCAGGCGUGGAAGCUUUGAACAAGUCGCUUGCAGCUGAAUGGGGUAGAUACGGAAUGCGAUUCAAUAUAAUUCAGCCGGGGCCUAUAAGAACCAAAGGUGCCUUUAGCCGUUUGGACCCAACUGGAAAAUUUGAGAAAGAGAUGAUUGACAGGAUUCCCUGUGGCCGGCUGGGAACUGUAGAGGAACUUGCAAAUCUUGCGGCUUUUCUAUGUAGUGAUUAUGCUUCUUGGAUCAAUGGAGCUGUCAUUAGAUUUGAUGGUGGAGAGGAAGUAUUUCUCUCAGGUGAAUUCAACACCCUAAAGAAGGUCACCAAGGAGGAGUGGGACACAAUAGAAGCACUUAUCCGGAAGACGAAAGGCUCCUAAGACUAUUCUGGCCUUCAUCCUAGUGUAGAUACAUCCUGAUACAAAUUGACUAUAAUUUUUUUUGGCAUAUUUUCAAAUCUAAUACACCAUUUGUUUGGUUUGGUUUGGUUAUUGCUUCAGUGCCAAGUAGGGAUCAAACUCAGGGUCUCUUGUAUGUCUAGUGUUCUGGCAAUGUACAGUAACCCCAGCCUUAAUAAGUAAUUAACUUACAAACCCUGUAUUCAUACUGUGUGUAAGACCACAGAUAGCUGUUGUGUGUUCAAGAAAAAAUCAGAUGGGAUAUCAUCUCUUAAGAUUUUUUUUUUUUUAGGGCUGGAGAGAUGGCUUAGUGGUUAAGUGCUUGCCUGUGAAGCCUAAGGACCCCGGUUCAAGGCUCGGUUCCCCAGGUCCCACAUUAGCCAUA
Jaculus jaculus (lesser Egyptian jerboa) is the source of this 1427-nucleotide messenger RNA. It is a transcript of the gene Decr1, whose product is annotated as 2,4-dienoyl-CoA reductase 1. Gene Ontology annotation, cellular component: mitochondrion. The coding region runs from base 26 to 1024 and encodes 332 amino acids. The record is from RefSeq and is a predicted model, not a curated record. The transcript has 10 exons. Gene Ontology annotation, biological process: fatty acid beta-oxidation. Gene Ontology annotation, molecular function: 2,4-dienoyl-CoA reductase (NADPH) activity. Lineage: Eukaryota; Metazoa; Chordata; Mammalia; Rodentia; Dipodidae.